Molecule: messenger RNA, 1680 nt
Organism: Cooperia oncophora
Lineage: Eukaryota; Metazoa; Nematoda; Chromadorea; Rhabditida; Trichostrongylidae
Source: the annotation of a GenBank genome assembly
CUGUUGGACAUUCAAAAUGGUUGCAGUGUUGAGGGCUCGCUUACUACGAAAGGCUUUUCACCUUCGCGCCUGUUCCACUGCAGCCCAAGCGGCGCCACGUUGGACCUGUGUAAACUCGGUGGACCGAUUAGAAUAUUGGUUUUUCGGCGCAUAUUGUUUGGCAAACAUAUUGACAGAAGCGUAUUCAAAGUUCUAGCUGGAAGAAUUGAUUCUCUGCAUGAAGUACGGGGUAAGGAUGAAGUUGGUGCCACUAUGGACUUCAUGGAGCUGGAACGGCAACGUGGUAUCACUAUUCAGUCGGCAGCCACUUACGUUGAUUGGCAUGGAACAAAUAUCAAUAUCAUCGAUACUCCUGGUCACGUUGACUUCACUGUAGAAGUGGAACGUGCUUUACGUGUCCUUGAUGGUGCUGUUCUGGUUCUGUGUGGUGUGGGUGGUGUACAGUCGCAGACAUUCACAGUCAAUCGGCAACUGAGCAGAUAUCAUGUGCCUUUCAUUUGUUUUGUGAACAAGAUGGAUCGCACGGGCGCAACACCGCUUCGUGCAUUGGAUGGUCUCCGCAACAAGCUAAAGCAUAACGCGGCUCUCAUUCACCUUCCUAUUGGAAAGGAUUCUGGUUUCCGAGGGAUAGUGGAUUUGAUUGAGGAACGAGCUUUGUUCUAUGAGGGAGACGAAGGUCUUACUGUAAGAGUGGAUGAUGUUCCUCAAGACAUGCGAGCACAAGUGAAGGACUUCAGACAAGAAAUGAUUGAACACCUGGCGAAUGGUGAUGACCAAAUCGGAGAGAUGUUCCUGAACGAUCAAAAUCCUAGUGUCGAACAGAUACAUGCAGCCAUCCGACGAUCAGUAAUUAAAAGAUCCUUCCUUCCUGUUCUCACCGGGUCGGCUUUGAAGAACAAAGGCGUGCAAACAAUGAUCGAUUCGGUUGUGCGGUAUCUGCCUAAUCCCAGCGAAGUAGUGAAUCGAGCAAAUAUCAAGGAUGGAAGCAACGAGAAAACGAUAAUACUCUCUCCUGAAAGGAACAACGAGAAACCUUUUGUCGGAUUAGCGUUCAAGCUUGAGGCUGGAAAGUACGGUCAGCUCACUUAUUUCCGAGUAUAUCAAGGUCAACUGAAUAAGGGUGACACCAUUUAUGCUUCGAAGGAUGGCCGUCGGGUUCGAGUUCAGCGACUUGUUCGAAUGCAUGCUGCUGAAAUGGAGGAAAUCAACACUGUCUACGCUGGUGACAUUUGCGCUACAUUUGGAUUAGACUGCCAUUCUGGUGAGACGUUUAGCAGCGAUGCGAAUGUUCCGCCCCAUUGUGAGUCCAUGCACAUACCGGAACCAGUCAUUUCCAUGUCGAUUAAACCGAUCAAUAGAAAGGAUGGAGAUAAUUUCAUCAAGGCAUUGACUCGCUUCACAAAGGAGGAUCCGACUUUCCGCAAGGAGUACAAUGCUGAAGCUAAGGAAACGAUUGUUUCGGGAAUGGGAGAACUUCAUUUGGAAAUCUACGCACAACGAAUGAAAAACGAGUUCAAUUGUCCAGUGGAGUUGGGAAAGCCAACGGUAGCUUACAGGGAAUCCCUCACUAAGCCAUAUAAGUUCCACUUCCGACACAAGAAACAGACUGGUGGUCAGGGACAGUUUGGUGAAAUUGAGGGGGUUAUCGACCCGCUCCGGCUGAAAGGAACACUCACAUAG